UUAGUUUGGUACCGUUUCCAGCGCCUGGAACAGGUGUGAUAAAAAAAAAAGGUUUUCAAUAAGUGUGAGGCUCAGUUAAGACAAGAUAGGCAAACAUAACCUCUAGUAAUUCAGUCGACGAGUAUCAACACGAUGCCAGAUAUAUUUUCUUUUGACAACGCAUUCGAUAAAUGUAGGCGAAUUAUGUUUGUCUUCCAAGACAAUCUAGCAGGUGAAGAAAAUUAGUCCACCCUCGUUCGCUAGCCUCACUUAAUCAAGCUAACUACAAUAAGCCUACUUAAAAGUAAUACCAAAGUCAGCCCUUGUUACUGAGGUGUUUUAUCUAUAACUGCUUACGACAAAUUACCAUUUUCAUUUAUUUUCUUCAAAAUCGCAUUUUAUUUUACGCCCCAUAACAAAAUAGACAUGCUUCUGUUGUGCUAGUAUUGUUGCACACUUUUCCAGUCUUCCACCGCUAGUCAGUUAGCUAAAUGUAAAUCUGCUGUAAACUACGAAUGCACCAGGAAUAUAAGUAUUUGCAGUUUAUUUCAAUUAGAUAUCAAGAUGAUCGCUUCCUCUAGGAAGGUCAAAUUAAACCGAAAUAUGUUCAAAGAUGCCAAUGGAUUGUCAAGUGUGCCAAAACGACGACGGCCCUUUACAUCGUAUCCUUCAACCGAUGUGACUUUUGGUGAAACUCUGGAGUGUAAAAAUGACCGCGUGGCGAAGACUGAAUCUGUUUUGGAGGACACCGAGGCCUCGAACGAGGAAAAACAAUCCCCACGUCAAACUUUGCAAGUCCUGGCCGCUGAGGUUUCCCCAGCAUUUAUAGAAAGAACUACACCAAGUUCCAGUCCACCUUCACACAAAGAUGAGUGGCAAAGGUCGUCACAUGUGAGCCAAUGUAAAGGUACAUUGAAAUCCAAAAGAAAUGAUUUGAAAUGCAAUAGGGAAAAUUGCACUGAGAAAACGUUUGAGGUGAAAGUAGAGGGCCCAUACACUAGAAGCAAAUACUAUAAGUGUAGACGAUUUACUAGAAGCAUGGGCCCACCUCUGAGGCGUACAGGUUUCUCUUGCAGUCUACAAUUUGCAGUUUGCUUCUGCGGUGAUUUCAGAAACAAGCAAAUAAACACGCAAAAGAUUGAACGGACACAAACGAGAGAGUCAAAAGUUUCAUACAUCCAAAGUAAGCAGACAUUUAAGGCUAAAACCAAAAAUUCUCGCGACGUGCAACGUAAUGCUGAAACUAGACUGAGACGAUCAUCAUCCAACACAAAAAAUACAACAGGAAUCAGUCAAUCACUGUUGCCAGGAAAGGUAGUUAAGACAUAUCCACUCCGGUCACUGAAAAAGCGUGUCGAUUCAGUGUAUGGGGUGAGUGCUACGAAAACAGAGGGAGGACACGAAGUUGGUAAGGUUUUAUCAACAGUGCCAACUCUAGGGACAGAUAGAAUAGGCACAUUAAUCGACUCAUGCUGCCUACCAGUGAACCACGCUGGACGGGAUGGCCUCUUCAUUGAACGGACUAAGUCGUCACAUCCCGCGAUUUCAAACAAAAGGGCAAGCAUUACACAACACUGUCCCAAACACAACUUGCGGGUCCAAUCAGGAACUUCCCUAAGGAGAGCAAGCACCCCAUCUUGCUGUGCACUGUGUGGAGACAUAAAAUAUACUCCUCCCAAAAGAAGGAACCAGGUUCAGGUCCAGACAAAUGAUGCAAACGCUGCACCAGAGGAGCCCAAAGUUAGAUUUAAGACCAGGAAAACAAACACAAACAUUCAGGCCCCUAAGAAAUUGAUUAUAUGGGUAGGAAAGUAUCCCAAAGUCAAGCUUUGUGACAUAGCUAAAGUAUUUAAAGGCUCAGUGCAGGAUUUUAGAUGUGUACUGCCUGACAAACUGACAAGCAAGAUGGUGUUCUGUUUCAAACAUGAAUUAGGGACUGGAGUGUGGUUAGGGCCUUUUUCUAAAGACAGAGAUGGACAUGGGAGUGAAAAAGAUGGUAAUCUCAGAGGGAAGGAGUGUGGACACCCUUCCUGCCAGCCUCAGAGACUGACGGUUCACCAGCAAGAACUCAAAGAACGUUGUGCUGCCUCAGUGAGUGGGAAGAGUGAAGGUCCAACCAAUCACUCUGUUUCUCUCUUACUAGGUAAGCAGGCGAGCAGGGGGGCAAGUGGGGCUGACAUGUUGGACAAAGAUACGGAAGAAGACCCUGAAGUAGGAAAUGACCUGGUAGCAGCAGAAAAGCAAUGUUCUAAAAGAAUACGGUUGGGUUAUGGUGGCUACGUUGCAACUGUGCUUUUGGGCCAAGAACAAGAAGGUUCUAACGUCAGUAAGCUAGAAAUGGCUUGUGGAGGAUCCAUGAAGGCAAACGGAGAGGUAGCUUUGAAGCCUGUAAUUACCAGUGACAUCAAGUCUCCUGUAGACUCUCCAAUACGUGACACGGAUGAUUCAGACAACCCUGUAAGAAGACAUGACCCUGCAAGGCAAGAUGGCAUCCAGAGGAGAGACUCUGGAGGACGUGACAUCUCCCAGGACUCGUCUGAGGAGGGCCUGUUCUCCCUGAGCCCUGAUGAAGCCAGGAUGGCGUGUCAGGCAAAUGGCGAGCCUUCCGAGCAAGCCUUGUUCAGCUGUCAGAGAGUGAUACCCUACGUAAGACGGCCAAAGUUCUCCUGUGCACGCACAGACAUGACCUGGCCCUUUCCCGUGCGUAAACCGCCAGCUGUGACAUCACACCUCUUUGACACUAGUGAAACUCCCACAAUGGAUACUGUUCAGUCAUCGGCCACCGCUGUCAGCUGUGCCUCAAGGACUGGACACUUACAGGCUUCCACAGAGAACGUUGUCCCUUCUCAUGGAAUGACAAAUCAUAUUCCAAAUGCAAACCAGCGCAUGAGAGGAGAGGGGGAAGUAACUGAGCGUGGAGAACAGCUACAACUUCAUUGGAUAGAGAAAUGUCGGGAGAAGCCAGAGUUUUCAUCUUCUGGAAGAUUAAGGAAGGCAGUGUCUACUUUUCUCCCUGAGCUCAACAAGCCUAUGGACCAUCUUCCUCUCCAAAAAAACAACCCUGUCUCUCCUUUGGAAGACUUCAGUUGUACAGUCCCCAAAGUCUUCAUGCUCAAAGGCGGUUCUGAGACAGACACCACCUUCUCCCCAGACCUAGCCUCUACUCCUUCUCCUAUUGGCCUCAGUGACACCGACACAGCCUCUGUCUCCUUUCCCAUGCUGUUCCCCUCCACCCCUGAUUCCGUAUACGGCUUCUCACCCACAGCCUCCUCUAAUCCAGCCUCCUUCACCGAAGAUGGGGCCAGAAAUGUGCGUGCAACUUCCAGCCUAGCGGCCUCAUCCUCAUGUCCUUCAUCAAAAGAUAUGGAUAAGAUUGCUGCCGUCCCUGAUUUGAAUACCUCAGGUGAUUUCAGUGAAACAAGCACGGCCUCAAAUGAAUUAUGCUCUCGUUCGCACAAUUCCUUCCUUCAGUCACUGAACGACUCCUUUCAUUCGUCACAAUCGUCCUUUCUUUUAGCCCAAGAAGAUGGGGAGAUUAAAGAGCCGAAGCAGGGAGGGACUGAAGAAAAAAGGAGUGACGUCUUUUCACACUGUAUAUUAAGCAUCCCUCCACUGAAGGAACAACAUGAUGACCAUCUACUUCUUAGUGACCCAACGGCUGAAUGUGAACAAGGGAGUUCAUGGCCCCCCGACUCCAGAGACGGAAGCCAGGUGGCAACGGAUGACCGUACACCCGACACGCCUCCAGGAGUCUCAACACCUGCAACUCUCUCCAUAACGAGCCUGCUCCUUCAAACGCAGAGCGAUCUCGAUGAGGAGGUGAAGGAAGGAGAUAUGCUGAAUCACGAGGAGGAGUGUGGCGAAUCUCAACCUUCACCGACUGGAGAUCACACACCAAGGCUUGUUAUUGACACUCGGUACUACUCAGAUAAUGAGAGGGUUGAGGAUAAAGAAGGACAUGGUUCCUCGGGAGAUGAGAUGAGGCCGUUUGCUGGUGCAGCUGUUGACACAAAUCCCCACCUGUCUCCCAGUGGUGAUGAAGAUGACGAUGGAGAAAUGGAAUUGGCGGGGCAGAGUUCUGAAGAGGAGGAAGGAGGGGCCCAGCUCCUCGGAUCACCCGGAGAGGGAGAGGAGACAGAGUCAGAGAAGUCAGAUGGGGGGCCCGGGCCUUUGGACGAGCUUGCUGCCUAUAAACAGGAUAUCCUGGUUGUGGAUGUGAUCCAGGAUGACCCAGAUCUGUUUGGAAACCUGCCAGAGAAGAGCCUACUGAAUCUGGGUCCCACAAGGAAGGGAGGUGCUUCUGGAGCCAGGGCCACCAGGGUGUUGAUAACUCCUCCGUCCAGAGAACCCUCAUGGGCUUCUGAGAAAAGUUUGACCUCUGGUGCCAUUGCAAUCAAUGGUGCAAAUACCUUUAAAAGACCUGCUACUUUUAAAGACAACGAGACUAGUGGUCGGUCCUGGAGACCCCAGUCGAGCUCCAAACCAUCUCUAAUUCACAGCAACAGCUGGCCUCCUGGACACAUCGGUGCACAUCCAGAGGGUCAAAAAGAUGGCAAUAACAUCAGCAUAAAGGAACAGGCAUCUGAGAGAAUCCAGAAUCCAACUCUGAACUCCCUGAAGAAAACCCUAACACUGCAUGGGCAAGCCUCUCAGAUCAAAAUAGACAGUGGAGACCUUCGACACACAACACUGAAGUCUGAUAAGUACUGCAGGUUCUACUUCAAAGAUGACACCACCUGUACCUACAAGUCCUGCUGGUACCGGCACUUGCCCAUGGAAGGCGAUGAGAUGUUCUGUGUGCAGAAUGUGCUGAGGUUCAGUAACUCUAUGAAUUUAGUGUGUCUCCAGAAAGCAGCUGCUGUGUUUGCGGGCUACUACCAGAGCAGCGCCCCUGGGAUCUACCUGACCCCACCUGUGGUCAACUCCUUGUUGUCGGUCCUCCUCAAGGCCGGUCUCGUCUCCGACAUCGUCCACGUCCUCAACGUCUGCGCCGCACGCAAGAUCCUGCCCAGCCCUGACUUUCUCCUGGCUCUGUUUAACCAUGUGAGAGAGAAGGCAGUCCUAUCCUUAGUGCCUGAGCUCAUGCACCUCACAACCAAGAUGGUAGACGCGGGCCUGGCUAUCAAUAUGGGCGACUGUAAGCGCAUUCUGUGCAACAAUGAGCCGCCUUCACCUCCGAUGGACACCCAGAUCCCUGCGUCAGCCCUCCACAGGCCUCCUACCGGUAAAACGACAAUCUCCGACACCAAGUACUUGGCCAACGCCAUCCAAGAGGUGGAGCUGUGUGCUCAGCAGGAGGACUGGUGCCGCUUGGGGGCAGUCUUCAGGUCGGUGUGCCUCACCCUAAAAGGCCUGUCUGAAUUACAGCACUUCAGCGGCUGCGUCGCCAUAGCGUUGCUGACGGAGACCAAAGACAGACUAGCGCUGCCCUUUGCCACCUUUUCUUACACCGUGUGUCAGGAGAACAGUGGAGAUGGUCUGGUGAAGAGCUUCCUAGGACGGAUUGGCAUCUCGCUGAUGUUCAGAUACCACAAAAACCAGCAGUGGGCCAAGGGCCAGAGGUUGGUGGAGGUGCUGACCAGGCUGAAGGUGAACUACUCCACCCUCAAGGGCCUGUUCGGGAACGAGGACGGGGCGUCACGCUGCCGCCUGGUGUCCAUGGCAACGGAGCUCUUCCUCCGGAGCGGGAGCGUAGAGGGGGCUCUCAACACGCUUCGAGAUAACAAGUGGUUCCUGGGCUCCAGCCUGUGGCCCUGUGAGCCCACUGACGUCAUCGAGAGGACCAACGUCUUAGUCUGUCUGGCCAAGAAGACCUCCCACAGAGACACCCUGGAGGUCCUCACCAACCUGCCUGGCCUAAAGGAGCCCACUGACAUGGGGAGCAUGUCCCAGUACGAAAGCCUGUUCAACUCCCACCUGAGCGUGUGUGUGGAGAGACAGACCCUGCCCGUGGCGGCCGACACCCUGGACUUCAUGCUGUCCAAGAGGCUGGCGGUGGAGCCCCCUCUCCUGCACACGCUGCUGCACAAGCUGGGCAAGCAGAACGUCUGGCUGCGGGCGCGGGGCCUCUUCAAAUGUUCGCUGUGUGGAGGUUACUACCCAGGCGUGUCAGCCCCGCCUGGCUCCCUAGCCCUGACUGUCCCCUGUUCUCUGGGAGAAAUCGAGAUGGCCCUGGCCUUCGAGAUGUUCAUCACCCUUAACGCUGCCGCUAUAUUCAGCACCCCAGACACUCCUGCCUGUCUCAGCAUAAGUCUCACAAGGACACUCGACUGUGAGAGCGGGUAUCUGUCUGCGGGUAGCCGUCUCCUCUCUGCCGCCAUCAUCCCCAACCCCAAGCUCACGGUCCGCUACCGGGCGGUCAACUCUGCCAAUGAGCAGGUGUUCCUGCUGGACACGCCCUCAGCCCGCCGCUGGCUCCAACAGAACCACUCCUGGGCCAGUGAAGUGUGGACACAAACCACCUAACAGCUACAGAACAGCCAGGGCCAUCCAAACAGCUGGAUUACUGUCCUGGGCACACUUGAUUCCAGACCCCCCCCCAGUGUGUUCCAGGAAUACCAGGAAUGUUUCAAAUCAGGGGGGAAAAUGGGGUCUAAGUGUGUAUGUGUGCACUUAUGUGAGUGUUCUUAUGUGACACUAGCCAAUAUCAAGUUACUCUUAAUUGUAGCCUGAAGCUAAUAGCGGUUGAACUCGAAUCGAGAUCGAUGCCAUGGAAAGACUGACAUCAGAACUUGUAUACAAUUGUUUGUGUUUUUAUGUCCAGAACUGUGUGUUGUUGGGGUGUUAAAAGAUCCAAAAAAGCAUUUACUUUUCUUGUUUUGAGUUGUUAGUUCUGUAAUUUCAGCUUAUCUUUAAAAGCACUUUGUUUAUUUCUAAGGAAGUUGGAUUUGAAAUUGGAUUCUAGUGUUUUGAAAAGCAAAGUUAUUUUGGAUCACCCCCGUCAAACUUGAUUUGCAACAUUAGUUUCAGAUCAUAUUUUUCAAAUGACAAAUUCUGUGCAGAAUUACAGGCUUUGAAAGGUAUUUUCUUUCAGUGACCACAUGUUUAUCCUCAUGAACAUGGUAUUAUUAUGCUUGUGUGUUCGUCAACAACAACAAAAUUACGUAUUUUCAUUUACAAGUGUACAACGUUACUGUAAAACCGUUGUUCUACCUGAACAAGAGUUAAAUCUGUUUUGUAUUCCGUUACAAAAGUAA
This is a messenger RNA of Osmerus eperlanus (European smelt), 7175 nucleotides long. RefSeq names its product testis and ovary specific TOPAZ 1 (gene topaz1). The transcript is spliced from 20 exons. Gene Ontology annotation, biological process: spermatocyte division. Bases 544 to 6444 code for a protein of 1966 amino acids. The record is from RefSeq and is a predicted model, not a curated record. NCBI's taxonomy places the organism in Eukaryota, Metazoa, Chordata, Actinopteri, Osmeriformes, Osmeridae.